This is a messenger RNA of Protobothrops mucrosquamatus (brown spotted pit viper), 2561 nucleotides long. RefSeq names its product serine and arginine rich splicing factor 7 (gene SRSF7). Gene Ontology annotation, biological process: mRNA splicing, via spliceosome. Gene Ontology annotation, cellular component: nuclear speck. The record is from RefSeq and is a predicted model, not a curated record. The coding region runs from base 66 to 815 and encodes 249 amino acids. Gene Ontology annotation, molecular function: RNA binding; zinc ion binding. The transcript is spliced from 9 exons. Lineage: Eukaryota; Metazoa; Chordata; Lepidosauria; Squamata; Viperidae.
AAUCUAUAUAAGGACUACAACCCGCAUGCGCUCAGCGACAGUUGUUUUUUUUCGUUGAUGAAGGGAUGUCGCGCUAUAGCCGUUACGGUGGAGAAACAAAAGUGUACGUUGGUAACUUAGGAACAGGUGCUGGUAAAGGAGAACUUGAAAGGGCUUUCAGCUACUAUGGACCAUUACGUACUGUGUGGAUUGCACGAAACCCUCCCGGGUUUGCAUUUGUUGAAUUUGAAGACCCAAGGGAUGCUGAAGAUGCUGUUCGUGGUCUAGAUGGAAAGGUGAUCUGUGGUUCUAGGGUUAGAGUGGAAUUAUCAACUGGUAUGCCUCGUAGGUCUCGCUAUGAUAGACCUCCAGCUCGACGACCAUUUGAUCCUAAUGAUAGAUGUUAUGAGUGUGGCGAGAAAGGUCAUUAUGCUUAUGAUUGUCAUCGUUAUAGUCGUCGGAGAAGAAGCAGGUCACGGUCUCGGUCUCAUUCAAGGUCCAGAGGAAGAAGAUACUCUCGCUCACGCAGCCGAAGUCGUGGCAGGAGAUCCAGGUCUGUCUCAGCUCGCAGAUCUAGAUCUCUGUCUCCUCGUAGAUCCAGAUCUGUAUCGCCACGUAGAUCCCGUUCAGGUUCUUUAAAAAGAUCAAGGUCUCGAUCAAGAUCCAGGUCGAGGUCGAGGUCCGUUUCACGUCCCAGAAGCAGCCGCUCUAAAUCACGAUCACCAUCUUUAAAGAGAAGUUUUGAUAUGAGCCAUUUAUAUCCAUUCUCCAUUAAUUCACGCCGUUCACCAUCGGGAAGCCCUCGAAGAAGUAUCAGUCCUGAAAGACUGGAUUAGAAUGGCAAAGAACGUGUUAGGAAAAGUAUUGUUUACGUAAUUUUAAGGGAUUUCUUUAUUGAGAAAUGUAAGGAUUUAGUUCGCUGAAGAAAAUCUUUUCUAGGAUUAAUGCAGCAAGGAUCUGGAUCUUUUAGUAAAAUCUGUAAAAGCUGCUACAGUAGACUAUAGUGCACAAUUUCUUGUAUGUAACAACAUCCUAUGAUCUUAAAAAUGUCUUUUUAUGGGCACAUGAAAUAAAAUGUGUUUCUAACUUUGCUAUAAUGUUAUUUGCUUCUGUUAAUAUUUCAAGUGCAUGUUAAAAAGCAAACUCCAAACAAAUGCCUUAGUGUUGUAUCCAAAUGCUGUGCAAGGAUAUAUUAACUUGUUACUACUAGACUGCCCGCAGUAGACUUAUGUGGUUUAGGCACAAUCUUAAUGACUUGAAAUGGUGUAUCAAAGAAGCUGCUUGUCUGGUUUUGUACUAUAUAUUGAUAUGAUCUGUUAAUUCAUACUGCAGGAUGCUAUUGUGUCUUAAUCCAGGCACAGCUAACUAUUUAAGGAUAAGCCCAAGACAAAUUCAGAUGGCCACUUGGCUCCAGUCUGGAAUUAUUUAACAAAGCGAUUAGGUACUUCUUCUCUGUCAGAUAAAGUAUCAUUUGGGCAAGAGCAGUAUUAUUGUUCUCCAAAACAAAAUUUUAAGACAAAAUUGUAUUAGGUCUGGUCCCUUGUACAGAAUUCACUGAGAACAAUUUUUGUUAUCUGUCAAAGUUGCAAGGGAUUAUUAAAAAUUAUUAAUUAUUUAUUAAAUAAUUUGUUAAAAAUUAUUUAAAUUAAAGCAGUUAACCACUCUUUUACAGAACAAACAUAGCCUUAAGGUUUAUUCCACAUUUUAUUUCUUUAUCUCCUUUUUCUCAUGAAAUUCAAUAUGAAGUUGGUGCCUCUUAUCCCUAAAUUAACCUUAUAAAAUAGAUGAAAGUGACUGAUCCAAAAUCACUCAGAUUCUAUGGCUAAGGGAAAACUUAAAUCUGGGUCUGAUCCUAGUCCAAAAACUUCCACACUGCACCACACGCUUAGCCUCUUAUAUGAGGAAUAAAACCACUUCCAGACUAUUAAAAAUCAUUUUCUAUUACUAGACUUAGUGUUAUAGCAAACGUCUUAGGAAGAAAUUCAAAAACAAUUCAAGUAACACUAUGCAACAUCUUAGUACAGCUAUACUGUUUCCCAAGAUUGCUUGUGUCUGCUUUAAGAAGCAAUAUGUCUCAAAGUACCUUUUGGAGUUUAAAAGCAAAAUGCUGCAUGCCCCUAGUUGUCAACACUUCAAGUAUUUCUACAAAGAGACACAUGGCUUCAGCUACAUUUCAAUCUUUAGGAUUGCAGGCAUUCUGCAAUAAAAGGCAAGAAUUUGCAAGGGCAUUAAAUAAGUUGACAAUGUUUUUUAAGGGAUGCUGUAUAAUUUAAUGCUUAGCAUGGCUACAGUAUCUCCCCAGUUAUCUGAUUGCAUUUCCUUGCCACUUUUUAAAGUCCUUCCUAUUGGCCACUGUACUCCUAUAAACUAAAUAAAUUAUAAAAGGUGAAGUACCUUUCUGUGUUGAGAACAAACUUUUUUUUAUUGAAAUAAAGCUUCAAUAGCUACUUUGACACAAAUUCAUUUGCAUGCCAUAGACUAGCUUCCUUUCUGAAAACUGCCAUUAAUUGCAGACUUAAUUUACCAUCUUGUACUGCGUUCAUAUAGUGAUAGAAUAUAUACUGCCUUAUUUAUCAACUAUA